CUAAGGUGCUGAAUAUUCUGGUCAGGGCAGUGAUGGAUGGAAUGGCUGAUCGCAAUGGAGAGGUGGCAACAGGGCUGAAGGGGAAAUUGCAGGAACUGUUUGGCAGAGUGACUUCAAGAAUGACAGGUGAUGUGGAAAUCUGGAGACUGUAUGCCAGACUCUAUGGAAACGGACACAGUGAUAACCCUGAAGAUACUGAAAAGUCACUGCAGUAUCUCACCAAGGCACAUAAAUGUGAAAUGCAAUCAGCAGAUUGGGAGAAAGAUAUUUCGUCUUUUAAAGAAUUGGUGAAAGGAGCCAUAGAGCUUGCCCAUGUGGCAAUAAAGUGCAGUAAAAACAAAUCUAAUCACCAGGAAGCUUUGCAGAUACUUUCUUCAGCUCGACUCAACCUGCGUGGCUUGUCAUCCAAAGCAAAGCAACUUUUUGCCGAUGCAACAAGCAGUGAGGUUUCCAGUGACUUAGUUGGUGAAGUAACAGCUAUGGACAGCUUGAUUGCUGAACUGCAAGAAAUGAGCAACCAGCUGAGGAAUCAGUGCUGAGAUAAAAAUAAGAUUUCCUAGAAGGAAGACAAGGAUGACAUGCUUUAUUUGCUCCAGUUUCUGCUGAUGAAAUUGCAACAACUGUUAACACAUAACACAAAUUUUUAAUAAAUGUUUUCCUGUACAAUAUUGAUGUCUUUACAGUCAGAUUCCCUAAGCUUCUAAACUGUUUUUAAGGUCAUGUCUACUAAAUCUCUUAAAUUGUGUGUCUGCUUCUGUGGCCCUGAGUUUUCUGGAAUAAAACCAAUUGUAUUUAUAAGGCA
Messenger RNA from Chelonoidis abingdonii (Abingdon island giant tortoise), 802 nucleotides. Lineage: Eukaryota; Metazoa; Chordata; Testudines; Testudinidae. The record is from RefSeq and is a predicted model, not a curated record.